Drosophila persimilis is the source of this 1586-nucleotide messenger RNA. It is a transcript of the gene noi, whose product is annotated as splicing factor 3A subunit 3. NCBI's taxonomy places the organism in Eukaryota, Metazoa, Arthropoda, Insecta, Diptera, Drosophilidae. Gene Ontology annotation, biological process: mRNA splicing, via spliceosome. The transcript has a single exon. Gene Ontology annotation, cellular component: nucleus; spliceosomal complex. Gene Ontology annotation, molecular function: RNA binding; zinc ion binding. The record is from RefSeq and is a predicted model, not a curated record. The coding region runs from base 72 to 1583 and encodes 503 amino acids.
UGUGUUUUCUUUUGGGAAUAAACGAUAAUUCAACCAGAAAGCUCCAACUUAUUCUCCACAAUUCAAGUGCAAUGGAGACGCUCCUGGAGCAGCAGCGCCGGUACCAUGAAGAACGCGAGCGCCUCGUCAAGUUGAUGGUGGACGAGCACGCAACCAAAAAGCCGGGAGAAAAGGAACGCAUUCAUUCGGAGCACAGGCUGAAAUAUCUGAUGGAACUGCAUCAUAAUGCCACCACACAAUUGCGAGACUUGUACGAAGACAAGGACAAUGAGAGGAAACAGGAGAUUGCGGCCCUAUCGGGCCCCAACGAAUUCAACGAGUUCUAUGCCCGCCUGAAGCAGAUCAAGCUGUUCUACAAAUCGCAUCCGGCCGAAGUGAGUGUCCCGCUGUCCGUGGAGUUUGACGACAUGAUCAAGAUAUACAGCAAUCCCGAUGAUAUGAGCGCCCUCGUUGAGUUUACCGACGAGGAAGGCGGCGGCCGGUAUUUGGAUCUGAACGAGUGCUAUGAGAUCUACCUGAAUCUGCGGGCUGUCGAAAAGCUGGACUACAUUGCGUACUUAAUGUCGUUCGAUCAUGUGUUUGAUAUUCCUCGCGAACGGAAGAACCGCGAGUACCGAAAGUACAUUGAGACAUUAAACGAAUACCUGCACAACUUCAUUCUACGGAUACAGCCCCUGCUGGAUCUGGAGGGGGAGCUGGUCAAGGUGGAGCUCGAUUUCCAGCGUCAGUGGCUGCAGGGUUCUUUUCCGGGAUGGUCGCUCAAAGAGACCGAGUCGGCGCUGGCCAAUACGGGAGCUCACCUGGAUCUCUCGGCGUUCUCGAGCUGGGAGGAACUGGCCUCCUUGGGUCUAGAUCGUCUGAAGUCCGCCCUGGUUGCCCUGGGACUUAAGUGUGGCGGCACUCUGGAAGAGCGUGCCCAACGCUUGUUUUCCACCAAGGGCAAGAGCACACUGGACCCCGCUCUGAUGGCCAAGAAGCCAAGCGCCAAAAGUGCCAAUGCGCAGACGAAGGAGCACGAGCGCAGCAAAGACAUCGCCCAAUUGGAAGCGCUGCUCUAUAAAUACGCCGAACUGCUAUCCGAGCAGCGGGCGGCGACCAAGGAGAAUGUUCAGCGGAAGCAGGCGCGCACGGGCGGCGAGCGGGACGACAGCGAUGUGGAGGCCAGCGAGUCGGACAACGACGACGAUCCCGAUGCCGAUGAUGUGCCGUACAACCCCAAAAACUUGCCCCUCGGCUGGGACGGCAAGCCCAUUCCCUACUGGCUUUACAAGCUGCAUGGCCUGAACAUCAGUUACAACUGCGAGAUCUGUGGUAACUUCACCUACAAAGGACCCAAGGCAUUUCAGCGGCACUUUGCCGAAUGGCGACAUGCGCACGGCAUGCGGUGUCUGGGUAUACCCAAUACGGCGCAUUUCGCGAAUGUGACCCAGAUUGAGGACGCCAUCACGUUGUGGGAGAAACUGAAGUCGCAAAAGCAGAGCGAACGCUGGAUAGCCGACCAGGAGGAGGAGUACGAGGACUCCCUGGGCAAUGUGGUCAAUCGCAAGACAUUUGAGGACUUGAAGCGUCAAGGACUGCUUUAGAAA